Chaetomium fimeti is the source of this 1181-nucleotide messenger RNA. RefSeq lists its product as uncharacterized. Gene Ontology annotation, molecular function: pyruvate transmembrane transporter activity. Gene Ontology annotation, biological process: pyruvate import into mitochondria. The transcript is spliced from 4 exons. Gene Ontology annotation, cellular component: mitochondrial inner membrane. Bases 307 to 768 code for a protein of 153 amino acids. Lineage: Eukaryota; Fungi; Ascomycota; Sordariomycetes; Sordariales; Chaetomiaceae. The record is from RefSeq and is a predicted model, not a curated record.
GCCAUCAUCGGACCCGAAGCGGCACAUCCUUGUCGGAGUAAUUGAAGAAUUUCCCCUUCGGCAUCUUUGACAAUCGGGGCCAGAGCUUCCAAUAUCUCCACUCAUUCCUUUUUUUGUCCGACAAACCGCCAGCGCCCUUGUUCCGCGUCCGACGACCGGAGUCCGCCUCGCCCAAACCUCGAGAACAAGACUGCCACAUUCGCAAUCCCCACCACCGGCAACACCGACGGCGCGCAAUCGCACCGCACGACUUCCCCGCCGCGGAACACCUAGUUCUCCCCCGAAAACACCACACCACACAAAACCAUGUCUCCGUCGAGCAAUUUCUUCCGGGCGGCCCGACCGGCCUUCCGCGCCCGCCAGUUCUUCUUCCGCCCCAAGCAGGGCGCCCGCUUCCAGAGCACCACGGCCGACGCCGCCGCCGACUCGUGGGCCAAGCGCAUGUGGAACAGCCCCGUCGGGUUGAAGACGGUGCAUUUCUGGGCCCCCGUGAUGAAGUGGGCGCUGGUGCUGGCGGGGGUGUCGGACUUUGCGCGCCCCGCCGAGAAGCUGUCGCUCACGCAGAACGCGGCGCUGACGUCGACCGGCCUGAUCUGGACGCGCUGGUGCCUGAUCAUCAAGCCCAAGAACUACCUCCUCGCCGCGGUCAACUUCUUCCUUGGUGUUGUCGGUGUCGUGCAGUGCUCCCGUAUUAUCAUGUGGCAGCAGUCGCAAAAGGGCCUUCCCGAGAAGGUCGAGGAGGUCAAGGAGGCGGUUGUCAAGUCAUAGAUGGGACCCAGAGUGGGGAAAGAGAGUGUGUUGUUGGCAGGAGAUGGAACCGAUGCGGGAGCGUUACGCAUCGGGUUAACUACUAGCAAUAAAGGCUCGGCAAGGGGCGCGAAAAUGGUCGAGUUCCUGAGACGGGGGACGGGAACGGAGAUGUCAGGACCCGGACCGGGACAGGGCUGUAGAUGGCGCGCGCCGGUCUCGGGUGUGUACAACAACAUAAGCCGGCUUCGGCGUAAUCGUGGGUUCAGCCAGCGCAGCGUGCUCUCUUUGUUUUGCAUUGCACUACAGGGCGGAGAUGGACAGGGCAAAAGGAGUCGGCGGUUGAGAGAAGCGGCAGCGAUACAGUCGCGGCUAGGUUUCCAGAGUCAUGAUUCCAGAGAGAUGGUGGCAACAACAAACUUCUCUACAAGACU